Parnassius apollo (apollo) is the source of this 1635-nucleotide messenger RNA. The record is from the annotation of a GenBank genome assembly. NCBI's taxonomy places the organism in Eukaryota, Metazoa, Arthropoda, Insecta, Lepidoptera, Papilionidae.
AUGGCCGCGAAACCAAAGGCCGAAGAAAAGAAAAAGAAGAACCCUGCUAUCGCUCCCAGCAAGAUCAUGACGUAUGAAGACUUGCCGUACAUGGGAGAGAUGACGCUGAACAACUCCAAACCUCGACGUGGACGGAAACCAAAGAAGGCUGACAUCUGCCAUCUUAUAUAUGAAAACUACGGAACGGUCGUGCCAGGUCAACCGCCGCCUCAAGAACGACUGAAUCAGCUAGCUGUGUGUCCUCCGGUCCGUAAUGCAGAUACGCCGCUAUGCACUCCGAAAACCAAUCUGCAGAACAAGAUAAUCUCGAGUUUAUUAGAGCGUAAAUUAUCUCAAGAAAAUAGGCGGCGUCUGGAGAAUCAGUCUCCACCGAGAUUUUGUAGUCCAGACGAGCCAAUGCCAGAGGCACCGGAAACCGCUGCGGGGCCGCUGCAUAGCGACGAUGAACCGCUCAAUCUUUGUAUCAGAGAUCUCCACGAUUUAAAAAUACAGAUACAGAAGAAAUUUGGCAACAUUUACUCGUCGCUCCCUGAAGUUAAAAUGGAGGCUGAUGCGGACAGCUCCGAGCAAGAGCUUAAAAUCGAACAACCAAAUGCCAUAUCUGUUAUCCAAAGGAACACAAAUGUGGCCCCAGCGACUGCCAGCAGUUCUCCAGAUUUGUCGCGACAGACUAGGACUGUUUCGCCGGCACUGUCAGAACCCGCGCAAUCCACAGUCGGUCCAGAUGGCGACGAGAAGAUUCCGGGAUACGUUUACUGGCCCAAUGCAGGGAUCUACAUGCAUCCGUUAGCUCUACAAACGCAGCUUCUCUACUAUCAGAGGCUAGCAGCUGCGGGCCAGUUGCCAAUAUCGCAAGAAGAAAGAGAAAAAGUACUCUCCAGUAGCAGUGAGAGUACUCCGACGGAGCCAAGUUCUCCCGACGGAAAGAAGAAACUUGUACUCAAACAGAUAUCUGAAUUAUUGGACCCGAAAGUGAUAAAGCAAGUAGAGGAAGCAAAGAGUCCGGACAGUACAAAAAUGAAAAGGACUUCGCCAAACUCUAUACAGGGUCCAGUCAAAAGAAAACGAUCAGCAAUUUUCAUCCCCCCGAUGCCCACAAAAAGCAAUUCAACAAAUCCAACAACGGAAGUCAGUAUAUGCAAGUUCAAAUUCACCGGUGGAUCAAAACCGUCACUACAAGAAAAGAAGAUGCUAUCCGUGGACUCUGGAGGAAACUUUAGAUACUACAGCGGCACCGGCAAUAAAAUCAAUAAGAGUUACGAAAGUCUACCGAAGGAUUCAAAUAAUAAAAGUGAAUCUUCCACAGAAACAUCUACUUCUAUGAAAAUGGACGGACAAAGUUCUGCUGCUAUGAGCAAGGACGAUCUGAACAAAAAGAAGAGGAAGUCCCGAAAGACCUUACAAAGAGAGAAGUUGGAGCAGACGUUUAAAGAGAAAGGGUUUUUAAUACAGACUCAGCAGCUGCAGUCGGCCGAAGGGGCCACUUAUUGUAAGUUUAGACAACUGAGGAAAUUUACGCGGUACCUGUUCAGGAGUUGGAAAGAUUACCUUCCCGGAGAAUUGGAUGAGAGACCAAACGAGGAAAAUCCAGUAGAACAACAAGUUAAACCAAAUGGUGCAACGGAAUGGGGGUGA